Molecule: messenger RNA, 633 nt
Organism: Saccoglossus kowalevskii
Lineage: Eukaryota; Metazoa; Hemichordata; Enteropneusta; Harrimaniidae
Product: protein LTO1 homolog
Source: RefSeq, a predicted model, not a curated record
AUGGCUUCCUGUGAUACACGAGAGUAUGAUGAUCUCGAUGAACUCGACAUUGCGUUUGAUGCCAUUGUUUUGGCUGGAGAACGCUUCUAUGAUGAAGGCUACAGUGAUGGGUAUACAGCCGGAAAACAAAAAGGUUUACAAGAGGGAGAAAAUCUAGGAAAAAAUAAAGGAAAUGAAAUUGGUUCUGAAGUUGGAUUUUAUAUGGGAUUUAUUUCAACAUGGAAAAAGUUACUUGAAAAAGAGUCUGAUAAGAAUCCAAGAAUAUUAAAAGCAGUAGAAUCUCUACAGGAAAUGCUGCACAAAUUUGACGUGCAUAAUGUUCAUGGUGAAAAUUUCUUCAGUGAUUUGAAUAAAAUUAGAGCAAAAUUUAAACAGGUCUGCUCUUUACUCAAUGUAACAUUAGAAUUUAGCGAUGAGAAGAAAUCUGUUUUAUCAUUUUAAUGUAAAUAAUAUGCAAAUGAACUGUGAUGUUGAUGUGUGACAAGUAAGGGUUAUUGGUCGAUGUUGACCUUGUACAUCUUUGGUGAAACAGUAGUUGUAUCAUACCAUACUCUUUGUGAAAAGAGUCCUAAGCUCUGAAAACAGAGGGUGAACACUUGGUCUGGCACUCCCUUCCAAAAAUUAUUUAAAUGA